Molecule: messenger RNA, 2986 nt
Organism: Dioscorea cayenensis subsp. rotundata (Guinea yam)
Lineage: Eukaryota; Viridiplantae; Streptophyta; Magnoliopsida; Dioscoreales; Dioscoreaceae
Product: ubinuclein-1-like
Exons: 13
Coding region: 202-2520 (772 amino acids)
Cellular component (GO): nucleus
Source: RefSeq, a predicted model, not a curated record
AAAAAAAAAGAAAAAAAAGGAAAGAAUGUUAGAAAUCCAGCAGUUCAUGUUUCUUGAGGAUUGAGAGCUCAACCAUCUCUUGAUCCAGCGCAAGAUGCAUUUUUUCUCCAAAUCUUGAAACCAUUGAUCCCUUUCUUUGAUCCCAAUCUCUCUUUCAGAUCCUCUCAGACCCUCAAACCCUAAUUCCCAUCCUCGUCUUCCAUGGAUAGCGAGGCUGGCGCCGCCGGCAGCGGCGGCGGCGGUGGCGGAGGGCCUGUUAGGUUUCCGACAGAGGCGGCUGAGGGGCUGACGGUGCCGUCCUCUUCUGAGGCGCAGAAGGAGCGGGCGGAGACCGGUGAGAGGUUGCGUUUCAGGGUUGAGUUGAAAUCCGGGGAGACCACCAUCGUCUCGUGGAAGCGGCUUCUCAAGGAGGUUGGAAAGGGUGGCCAAUCGCCCUCCGUGCAGCAGCCGCUUCCGGUGUCCCAGGACCAGGUUGGCUCUGGUGGUGCGGUUCCUUCCAUUGAAGGUGAAGGAAUAGAUGCUCCAACCUCCAAUCGUUUUAAUGCUGUUAUUGAGAAGAUUGAACGUUUGUAUAUGGGUAAGCAAAGCAGUGAUGAAGAAGAACUUGAUGGCAUUCCUGAUGAUGAUGCAUAUGACACAGAGGAUUCUUUCAUUGAUGAUGCUGAUCUGGAUGAGUAUUUUCAAGUUGACAAGGCAACCACCAAGCAUAAUGGUUAUUUUGUCAAUAAAGGAAAAUUGGAACAGAUUGAACCAAAUUUAUCACCAGAUGUGGCACCAAAGAAACGGAGAAGAAAAGACUCAAUAAUGAGACAUAACGGGAAGGAUGGGGAGCUUAUUUCAAAAGAUCCUGUAAACAUGAGUGACAUGCGAAUAAAGGCUACUGCACGGAGUAUCCCAUUGGAGGGAAAGAAAUCAUCGAGUACUAGGAAAGUUUUGACUCCCUUUGGUGAGCAUUAUCUAGAUGAGGGACAUCUCAAAAAUAAACUUAAGACCUCUACUUCAGCUUGCAAAAAGAAAUUGGCUGAUCUUACCACAAAUUCAGAGAAUCCUUCACAUAUUAAAGCAGUACAUUUUGAUGUUUCAUCACUUAUACCAGGAACAAAGAAUUUUAAUAAGCAAAAAUUAAUUCCAUCCAAGGAUAUCACUUACAAAUCAAAAGGCACACGUGAAUAUUUUGAUGGCAUGUAUUCAGCACCUCGGACGAAAGUUGCUAGUUCUCAAGUUGGAUCUCACUCGAAAAAAUUCUUGGAUUGUGAAAAUAACAUUGACGCAUCUGCUAGAGUAAGACACAAGGAGAGGGAUGGACUUGGUGAAUUUUCACUCCUGAAUCCACCUGUGAGCACAUACCCUAUGCCAGUGGUGCACCCAUCAUCCACACAAAUAAAGGAAGGUUUUACUGUUAGAUCAAAAGGCACAACACUAGAACGAGCCAUUCGUGAUUUGGAGAAGAUAGUUGCACUAUGUAGACCUCCAGACCUUGACGUCCAGGAAAUGGAUGUUUCAACUCAGGGAGUCAAAAGGAGACUGCCUCAAGAAGUAAAGCAGAAGCUUGCAAAAGUUGCUAGAUUAUCGGCAAGCCAAGGUAAAAUUUCAGAGGAUGAUUUGAUAGAUCGCCUUAUGGGUAUUCUUGGCCACCUUGUACAACGGAAGACAUUGAAGAGAAAUAUGAAGGAAAUGGUUGAAUUAGGUUUGUCUGCAAAACAGCAGAAUGCUGACAAAUUUCAAGAAAUAAAGAAAGAGGUCAAUGAAAUGAUUCAAGCACGUGUCUCAGCCUUGAAGCCCAAAGUUACUGAACAGCAGGGUGGUUCGACUAAUGAUUUUCAGGAAGCUUACAUUAAUGAUGGAAAGAGGGCUCAAAAAGGGAGACAUAGCAUGGAUAGAGCAUUAGAAGACAAGAUCUCUGACCUCUAUGAUUUGUAUGUCGAGGGAAUGGAUGAAGACAAAGGGCGUCAAAGUAGGAAGCUUUAUGUGGAGAUUGCAGAGUUGUGGCCAAAUGGUUACAUGGACAACCUCGGAAUUAAAGAAGCUAUAUAUAGAUCUAAGGAAAGGAAGCGAGCAAUGUACAACCGACAAAAGGCUCGCUGUGAGGAGAGGAUCAAGAGGAAAAAUUUGGCUUCAGCCAUGAGAGUAGAUGAAAGCAAUCUGAAUGCUCAAGUGCGGUCUGUGCAAGAGAGACCUGCCAUUGAUUCCUCAACUCCAGUUAAUGUCUUGCUAGACAAGCAAAUAACCGGCCAACCAAUGAGUGAUUCCAGCAAUCAUUGCGGUUCAAAACACUAUGAAAAGAUAAGAGGUGAUUCCAGCUUGGGCACAGAGGAUGCGAUCAAUAAUGCGAAGAAAAAGAGGCGGCCGGACUCUGAGCGAGGGGACGUAUAUUCUCACCCAGUUAUGCUCCCCCAACAAGAUUCUAAUGAAAAGCACAGACGUCACAAACACAGUGAUGAUGAUGCAAGUUUGAACAAGCUCCCUAAAUCCAAAUUUCCGUCACCUGUUCCUCCGAGUAGUAAUGACAAACAAAGCUGAUUAUUGAUUCACCAACUCAUGGAAGUUUGUGGUUAUAGUUUCUCAGCGUAUUUGCCUCCUCCUUGAGUUUGGAAGUCUAAAAGAACAAGAAGUCACUGAUGAUGAUAGGCUUGCUGCAUGUUCACAACCCAUCUGCUGGAUGACUAGAGGGACAGUUGAUUUCAUUAAUGCUAACAAAAAAAAAAUGGCAAUAGAAGUUAUUAAUCUGUGAUUCAAGUGUUUUUGUGUAGUCGUAAAUAAUAAAAUGUAUUUAGUUGUCUUUUGCUUCGAAUAUUUCAUUAGAAGCUACGCCACCAUGGCUGAGGUGGCUGAGUGUAUGUAAUUAGAUACAUUGCAAAUUACUGCCGAGAUAGCGUUCCAGAUGAAAAGUGGGCUAUCACUUGUUGGGUUAUGUAACGCUGUACAGCAGACAUGUAUCCUGCCUUUUGUUCUCAUUUCUGAGAAUGCUGAGUUUGCAUUGUUUGUU